UGGAAUUUCAGUUGGCGAGUCGGACAGUUUAAAUCGGAGUCGCCGAUCGCGUUGUUGUGCGUCGCGCGCGCGAGUUCUCGUCCCGGCAUCUUCGCCCUCUCGUCCACGCUACGAGCGUUUUUACCUCUCACGUCGCGGCCGUCGAGUACCGUCGUUAACAUGGGGUGCGGAAUGGGAGUGGUCAAGUACCUGCUCUUCAUAUUUAAUUUCAUCUUCGUGCUAUGUGGCCUGGCCAUCCUGGUUCUCGGCGUUUUAGUGCAAGUAGGAAAAUCACAUUACUCCAAACACCUGGACGAAAUCACUAGUAAUCUGACGUUCCCGGCGGUCACGUUGAUCGUCAUCGGCAGCAUCAUCUUUGUCAUCGCUUUCCUAGGAUGCUGCGGUGCGAUUCGCGAGAGUCACUGUAUGAUGGUCACGUUUGCAUGUUUGCUGCUGACGAUCCUGAUCAUACAAGUGGCUGUCUCAAUCUACGUGUUCGUCACAGUGAAGAACUCUGGCGAGAUUAGUUUUAAGGACGCGUACGUGGUCAACCUCUUCAACAAGUACAAGGACCAUCAGGAGGAGAGAGACCUCGUGGAUACCAUACAAGAUGGAUUGCAGUGCUGUGGUGUUGACAGCUACAACGAUUUCCUCCGGAAUAGCAUGGCUAUCCCAGGAAGUUGCUGCGGUAAAAAUGCGUCCGAUAACUGCAGUACAGUAGACGCUUACAAGACAGGUUGCGUGUCGGCGCUGCAGGAUCUCUUUAAGAAAGCUCUUACGAUAUUGGGCGGUGUCGCACUGGGUAUUGCUGCUGCGGAGUUGAUUGGCAUUAUCUUCGCUCUGUGCCUAGCGAAUUCCAUAAAGAACGCCGAACGCAGAGGUUACAGUGUGUAAAAGUGGAGCAUUGCGAAAGACGCCGCUUCGCGCGCGCGGAAGGCUUUCAACACGCAACAACAAUCUUACCUUCAUCUACUGUCAACAUGUUUCGCCUAUAAGAUGUGAUAAAAAACUUGCGCUUUACAACGGGAUUAUAAUAAAUUAAAUUUCUCGUUUCUUUUUUCUAAGCGGAAUGAAGCAGAGUAUCUCCUUAUGUUUUCUUUUCCGGUAUCUUUGCGUCAUUAAUUUCUUUGCAGUCGAAAUUAAAGUAAAAACAUAAUAUUUUUUUUCUAUAAAAUGACGCAUGUUUGUUCUUUGAUUAAGAGAAUUGAAAAGAGUUCGGCGUCAUCGACCUGACAAUGAGUAUUACCGUAACUUCUGUCGGGUCUCGGACCACAUUUUCUUUUUUCUUUGUGGAAAUAACUCCUUUUUUAUACAAUUAUACAUGUACAUAUAUUUUGAUACGGUACCGCUUUGACUCACAUUUAUAUACCUGUUCUACAUAAAAGUUCAAAAAUAUAAAAAAAUCUUUGACAUAAUUGUUUAAUAUGCAUAAUAUGUUAGGAUUGCCUCGUGCAAUCGUUAGUUUGCAAAUGAAACUAAUUCAAGUACCUUCGUGGGGAAAACAGAUGAGUUAUAGUAUUUUAUAAAGUUAAUGUUACAAAGAUAUUUUUUCACACGAAGAGCUACACAAUCGUACCUGCGAAGACAUCACAUCGCUUAAAAACACGAAAUUCUCGUAUGUAUCUUUAUAUAAAAAUUCACUUUGUUUGUACAGCACAACGGUACAGAUAUUGUGAUUUACAAAUAUAUACAUAUAUAUAUUUUGUCUUAUAAUAAAAAAUACUUAAAGAAAUCCCGUCGUCGUGCCCACGGGCGACAAACUAGUUGAUGCUAGUUUGCAAUAUUUCUUCUUAGGCUCGACCACGAUAAAACGUACAAAAGGCACGGCACGAGAAAAUAUGUAUGCGAUUAAUAAUCCAAAGUUGCAAUUUUACUUGUCGUUUAAUGCGCGAAAUUACCAUCGUUGCUGCUACCGCCGCUGCUGCUGUCGCUGCUGCUGCCGUUGCUGCGAGAUGAAAUUAUGUAUGUCCAGGUUUUUGUAUUCAUAAAAUAAAUGUAGACAAACGAGAA
Molecule: messenger RNA, 1989 nt
Organism: Vollenhovia emeryi
Lineage: Eukaryota; Metazoa; Arthropoda; Insecta; Hymenoptera; Formicidae
Product: CD63 antigen-like
Exons: 5
Coding region: 160-873 (237 amino acids)
Cellular component (GO): membrane
Source: RefSeq, a predicted model, not a curated record